Messenger RNA from Erigeron canadensis, 3831 nucleotides. Its product is annotated as histidine kinase 3. The transcript has 11 exons. Gene Ontology annotation, biological process: phosphorylation; phosphorelay signal transduction system. NCBI's taxonomy places the organism in Eukaryota, Viridiplantae, Streptophyta, Magnoliopsida, Asterales, Asteraceae. The coding region runs from base 252 to 3239 and encodes 995 amino acids. The record is from RefSeq and is a predicted model, not a curated record. Gene Ontology annotation, molecular function: phosphorelay sensor kinase activity.
UCAGUUGGACCCUUGAUUAGACACUUUAUAAGGAUUUGACAUAAGGUCUUUUAUUUUUCCAAUUUUUAAAAAAAGUAAUUAUUUUUGAAACUUUUUAUUAGAAUAUGUGUAUAUGUAUAUAUAUAUUCUUUAGAAGAAACCAGCUGUGAUAAGUGGAACCCUGUUCAUACUUAUGCAUAUAAUAUAUACAAAAAAUAUAUGCACUAGUAUACUAUUUGAGAAGUAAACUUUUUAGUUAAUAACUUGUGUGGAUGAGUUUUAUCCAUUUGAUUGGAUUUGGCUUAAAAGUGGGACAUCUUGUAUUGAUGCUAUGUUGCUCUUUUGUAUCAAUGAUCUCAAUCAAGAAUUCAUUCAUUAUUAAUAAUACAACAUCAACAACAACAACACAAAUGAAGCCUUCUAAUAAUGGAAGGUUGUUUUGGUUGAGAUUUGUUGACAUUUUUCAUGGGAAUAUAUUAAAGAUCCAUCAUCAUUUAUACCAACAAAUUGGUUCAAGGAAAGUUAUUAAGAAAACAUGGUGGAGGAAGCUAUUGAUAUUGUGGUUUGCAUUUGGUACAAUAGUUGGUUUGUGUUUUUUUUGGUAUCUGAGAUCUCAAGCUAUUGAAAAAAGGAAAGAAACAUUAGCAAAUAUGUGUGAUGAAAGAGCUAGAAUGCUUCAAGAUCAGUUUAAUGUUAGUAUGAAUCAUGUUCAAGCUAUGUCUAUUUUGAUCUCAACUUUUCACCAUGGUAAAAAUCCUUCUGCUAUUGAUCAGGAGACGUUUGCCAAGUACACUGAAAGAACUGCGUUUGAGAGGCCAUUAACAAGUGGGGUGGCAUAUGCAGUACGGGUACUUCAUUCAGAAAGAGAGCAAUUUGAGAAACAACAAGGAUGGACCAUAAAGAAGAUGACCCCAGAUAAAGAUGAUUAUAACCCGGAAGAAUUGGAACCGUCACCAAUUCAAGAAGAAUAUGCCCCUGUUAUCUUUGCACAAGACACCGUUGCUCAUGUUAUUUCUCUUGAUAUGUUGACCGGAAAGGAAGAUCGUGAAAACGUGUUGCGUGCAAGGGAAUUAGGAAAGGGGGUUCUCACAGCCCCUUUGGAUCUUCUCAAGUCAAACCGACUUGGAGUGAUUUUGACUUUUGCUGUUUAUAAGCGAGAUUUACCCUCUAAUGCCACACCAGAGGAAAGAAUUGAAGCAACCGACGGGUAUCUUGGUGGAGUGUUUGAUAUUGAAUCUUUGGUAGAGAAGCUACUUCAGCAGCUUGCAAGCAAGCAAACCAUUUAUGUGAACGUUUUUGACACAACUAAUAUAUCGAACCCUAUUAGUAUGUAUGGAACCGAUGUGUUGGACACUGGUUUGCAGCAUGUUAGCCUUCUUAACUUUGGUGAUCCGUCAAGAAAGCAUGAGAUGCGUUGCAGAUUCACACAAAAACAGCCAUGGCAUAUCUUGGCAAUAUCAACUUGUUUUGGUAUUCUUGUGAUUACUUUGCUUGUUGGGCAGAUCUUUCAUGCAACAGUGAACAGAAUAGCCAAAGUUGAAGAUGAUUAUGAACAGAUGUCAGAACUCAAAUUACGUGCAGAGGCUGCUGACGUGGCAAAGUCUCAGUUCCUCGCCACUGUUUCUCAUGAAAUUAGAACCCCAAUGAAUGGUGUUCUUGGGAUGCUGGAUAUGCUUAUGGACACUAUUCUCGAUGUAACACAACAAGAUUAUGUUAGAACAGCUCAAGCUAGCGGUAAAGCUCUUGUUUCGCUUAUAAAUGCGGUUCUUGAUCAAGCUAAAAUUGAAUCUGGAAAACUUGAGCUUGAGGCGGUUCGGUUCAAUUUAAGGGCUAUUUUGGAUGAUGUAUUGUCAUUAUUUUCUGGAAAGUCACAAGAAAAAGGUGUCGAGUUGGCGGUCUACAUAUCCGAGAAUGUCCCAGAAAUUUUAAUAGGUGAUCCAGGGCGAUUUCGUCAAAUAAUUACAAACCUCAUGGGCAACUCCAUUAAGUUCACCGAGAAAGGUCACAUCUUUGUAACGGUGCACCUUCUUGAGGAAGUUAUGGAGUCAAUAGGCGUAGAAACCGAACCAUCCUCAACAGACACAUUGAGUGGGCUUCGUGUAGCUGAUAGAAACCUAAGUUGGGAAAGGUUUGAAACUGUGGGUCAAGUAGUGGGCCCAUCUGAUUCUGUAACUCUGAUUAUUUCAGUGGAGGAUACGGGUUGUGGUAUUCCCUACGAAGCACAAUCUAGAAUAUUUACGCCAUUUAUGCAAGUGGGUCCUUCCAUUUCUCGUAUACAUGGAGGAACAGGUAUUGGUCUAAGCAUCAGCAAACGAUUAGUCAAUCUGAUGAAUGGUGAGAUUGGGUUCCAUAGUGUCCCUCAAAUCGGGUCAACUUUCACUUUCACUGCCGUUUUUUCAAAUCCAAAUGAGCAGCGAAUCAACAGUCAGUCAAAGCCAGAGUCAUACAACAUGCAAGCAAUCAUUGUUGACCCAAGACCUGUACGCGCCAAGGUGUCAAGAUAUUACAUCCAACGGCUAGGAAUGAAUGUCGAAAUCGUCCCGAGUUUGACCAACACAUAUUCUAUGUUGACCAACGGAAGUAAAACCAUCCAUGUGAUUCUAAUCGAAGAGGAAGUUUGGGAUAAAGAUUUAAACGCCUCGGCGGUUUUCGCUUAUAAAUUGAGAACUUUAGAUUACAAGAUUCCUCCGAAGAUGUUUCUUUUAACAAAUUCAAUUGGUGGGUCCCAUCAAAUCAAUGGCUUCUCUUCGCCACCUGUCAUAACAAAACCGUUAAGAGUAAGCAUGUUGGCGGCCUCUUUACAACGUGCAAUGGGGGGAAUCAAGAAUAGUUCUAGAAAUGGGGAGAUCCCGAAACUUUCUUUAUCAAAGUUAUUGGCCGGCAGGAAAAUAUUAGUGGUGGAUGAUAACAAUGUGAACCUUCGAGUGGCUGCCGGUGCUCUAAAGAAAUAUGGAGCAGAUGUGGUGUGUGCCGAUAGUGGAAGGAAGGCUAUUUCACUGUUGAAACCACCUCACUCCUUUGACGCUUGCUUUAUGGAUAUCCAAAUGCCAGAAAUGGAUGGGUUUGAAGCAACAAGAACGAUUCGUGAUAUCGAAUCCAACAUGAAUAUUUCAAACUGGCAUGUCCCAAUUUUGGCUAUGACUGCUGAUGUUAUUCAAGCUACACAUGAACAAUGUCUUAAAUCUGGAAUGGAUGGCUAUGUAUCUAAACCGUUCGAAGCUAAUCAACUUUAUCAAGAAGUUUCUCGUUUUUUCCGAUGAAGCCUUUGAACCUCAAUCCUACAAAACUAACCAUGUGUGCCUGUUUUUUGAGGCGUUUUGUUAACGGGGUUCAAAAUAUUCAAAAGGGAAACAAGUCAUGGCGACGAUAUAAUGUACAUAUGAAUGUCAUUUAUUGGUGGAGGUUUGUUCAUUUUGUAGAGCGAGUUAGAUACAGAAACCAAUUCAUUUUCCUCCAUGUAGUUUUUUAUCUCUAUUUCCAUGUCAUCAGUAGAUGGAAGGAACUCGACAGUAGACUUUUUGUGGUCGAUUAUCGCCUUCUUUUCGGUUUCUGCUCCUAUCUCAGGAGAAGUUGUAGCAUUUGAAUUAGUUGAUGGCAUCCCCACAAGCGGGCGAAAGAAUGUGAUCUGGUAUAUAUCUUUGUAACUUCAAAAUAAAUACAGUUACAUGUAUGUAGUAAUAUAUAUAUAUAUAUAUAUACACACAAAUAGAGUACAAUUUUCAGGUUGAAGGUGGUUUUAGAAACCAAAUCUUUAUUUCAUACACUCGGGUAGAUUUAUGUAUAUAGAUAUAUGUGAGCUCACUUUUGACUACGUCUGGUCGUCGUCUUGUAAAUAAUAUUGUUUAUGUUGUA